Penicillium daleae is the source of this 2535-nucleotide messenger RNA. RefSeq names its product mRNA-binding ubiquitin-specific protease UBP3. The coding region runs from base 1 to 2535 and encodes 844 amino acids. Lineage: Eukaryota; Fungi; Ascomycota; Eurotiomycetes; Eurotiales; Aspergillaceae. Gene Ontology annotation, biological process: protein deubiquitination. The transcript has 2 exons. Gene Ontology annotation, cellular component: nucleus; cytosol. The record is from RefSeq and is a predicted model, not a curated record. Gene Ontology annotation, molecular function: cysteine-type endopeptidase activity; cysteine-type deubiquitinase activity.
AUGCCCCAUGGGCAGCCGCCAAUACCCCCAUCGCGGAGACAGCAAGACUUCUACAACCCCGGCCCGCCCAACAUGCGCGCUCCGGCCUAUAUGGGCUAUCCUCCACACAUGAAUGGGCAUAUGCCUCCUGCGUAUUCGCCGCAACAGUUCCCUCCGUGGUAUCCUCCCUAUGGACAUAUGCAGCAGAUGCCACCUCGUCCUUAUCAACCUCCAUAUGGACCCAUGAUUGUGUCCUCAUACCCUCAGGCACAGCCGAUCAUGGCCCCCAGUCAUAUCCCACAUCACUCAUUGCCCAUGCAACCAAGGACAUCGACUCCCAUGCAGCCAACUAUGUCUCCAUCGAUUCCCCCACCGCCAUUACAACAUGAGAUGCACGACCCUCACGCCAUCCUUCCCAUCCAGCAGCCUCCUCAGCCUUAUCCGGUGGCGUCUCCUCCGCGAUGGGAACCUAAGCCAGUCAUGCCAGAGCCCGAGCCUGUCUUCACUGCACCAGUGCCCUGGCUCUCUAUGCCCGAGAUCACCUUUCCCGCCGGUCCACCCUUCAGACGCAGAAACAUUCGACCCAUCCCGGACCGAGUCCAGUUUCCUCCGAAAGACGGACGCUGGAUCAUUGGAGACCGGAAGGGUCAAUUUGUGAAACCCAAGUCUGGAAAUGCAAAUACAGCCGCUCCCAUCAUCUCAGAGCCUCAGACGCCAACUACUUCCAUCCCUCUCUCGGAUGGUCACUCCACGCAAGCCACCACACCCUCCCCCACCCCCACCCCCAAGUCUCAGACCCAGAAAAAGGACGCCAAGCCCGCCAUUCCUAUCGUCCCGGUUGUACCAGUAGCCUCACGCCGCGAACCCAAGGAUACCUCCAUUGCCGGCUCGGAGACUCCAAAGUCAACCACUGCCACUACAGUGUCAGAGAAUGGCUCAGCACCCGCUGCCGACGACGUUGCAAAGCCCACUUCACCUGUUCGCUCUGCGCCAAAGUCCUGGGCUGAUCUUGUUCGAUCGAAGAAUGCUGCCCGUGCCUCAGGCGCUCCUGCACCCUCAGAUUCAACCGCCCUGGCUUUGCAAAAGAGCGAGUCGCUCGCGGACGUUCUGAGCAGCUUGGGUGAGGAUGUCUCCCAAUAUAGCGAUAAGAUCGCCUUCCUCGAGCCCCGAGGAUUGAUAAACACGGGCAACAUGUGCUACAUGAACUCUAUCUUGCAAAUCCUGGUUUCAUGCGUUCCAUUCCAUCAGUUCCUGGAUCACGUUGGUCGUCGAGCCGCUCACAGCUUCCACAGCGACAUGCCUUUGAUCGACGCCAUGAUUAUGUUCAUGCGUGAGUUUAACGUCAUUGAUGCCGCCUCGGAGGAGGAACAGCUGAGACUCCGAUUGAAACCAAACGAGCUGGAGCAGUAUGGCGAAGCCUUUGUCCCCGAGUUCGUAUACGAGAUGAUCCGACAGUUGCCUCGUUUCCGCGACAUGCGUCGUGGCCACCAACAAGAUGCCCAGGAGUUCCUUGGUUUCCUUCUCGAGGAACUGCACGAGGAAUGCGACCGCGCUGCAAAGCACGUAUCCAAGCCUGAGGGUACUAACGGUGUCAAUGGACACGCCGCUACCAACGGAGCGUCCGGGGAUGGGGAAUGGAUGGAGGUUGGCCACAAGCAAAAGGCGGCGGUGACGCAGUCAUCCGGUGCCGUCGCUACCGAAUCUCCCAUCACCCGAAUCUUUGGAGGCAAGCUUCGAUCGGAGUUCAAGGUGCCAGGUAACAAGACCUCGGUCACCAUGGAACCUUAUCAGCCCCUGCAGCUCGAUAUUGGUGCACCUGAUGUCCACAACAUCGUUGACGCGCUCAAGGGACUGACCAAGCCUGAGAGUAUUCAAGGCGAUUUCAAUUCGUCCCGUGGUCCCAACGUGACAGCCACCAAGCAGAUCUUUAUUGAAACGCUUCCUCCCGUUCUGAUUCUACACCUCAAGCGCUUCCACUACGACAGCCUGACUGGUGCCACUCAGAAGAUUUGGAAGAAGGUUGGCUAUCCCCUCGACUUGGAGAUCCCACGUGAGGUUUUCCCGGCCCACCGGCGUAAUACUCUAACAGCUCAAGGUGGUCUUCCCAAGUACCGCCUUAUGGGUGUCAUCUACCACCACGGAAAGAAUGCCAGCGGCGGUCACUAUACUGUUGAUGUGCGACGCCAGGAUGGCCGCGAAUGGAUCCGCAUGGACGACACCGUCAUUCGUCGUGUUCGCAGUGAGGACGUUGCAGAGGCUGGUGGUGAGGAGGAUCCCAAGGUUCUUGCGGCUGCCCUUGAGCAGCACAGGCAGGACAAGAUUCCUCGCUCCAACAUUUUCGAGAACAUCGAUCAGGAGGACACCGAGUCGGCUGAUAGCGAGAAGGGCUGGAGUCAAGUUAGCGGCUCCGGUUCAUCUGGUCACUCGAGCAAGAAAUCCAUUGCCGGUGUCGCUGCCUCCUCCGGACCCUCGUCUGGUGUGCGCACUCCGAUUGGCAGAUAUGGUUCUCGGGACAACCGCGUUGCCUAUCUGUUGUUCUACCAGCGUAUCGCUUAG